Messenger RNA from Python bivittatus (Burmese python), 1332 nucleotides. RefSeq names its product hypocretin receptor 2 (gene HCRTR2). Gene Ontology annotation, cellular component: plasma membrane. Lineage: Eukaryota; Metazoa; Chordata; Lepidosauria; Squamata; Pythonidae. Gene Ontology annotation, molecular function: orexin receptor activity. The record is from RefSeq and is a predicted model, not a curated record. Gene Ontology annotation, biological process: circadian sleep/wake cycle process; feeding behavior; G protein-coupled receptor signaling pathway.
AUGUCUGCGACUCAAGUGGAAGAUGGCUUUCUGUCUUGCAGAAACUGGUCUUCUAAUAUGACAGUGAAUGGAACUCAGGACCCCUUUGGAAACCCCCUCACAGACUAUGAUGAGGAAGAAUUUCUGCAAUAUCUCUGGGAGGAAUAUUUGCAUCCUAAGGAAUAUGAAUGGGUACUAAUUGUUGGCUAUAUUAUUGUAUUUCUUGUGGCUCUCAUAGGAAACAUCCUUGUUUGUGUUGCAGUGUGGAAAAACCAUCACAUGAGGACUGUUACCAAUUACUUCAUAGUCAACCUCUCCCUGGCUGAUGUCCUGGUCACCAUCACUUGUCUUCCUGCAACACUAGUGGUGGAUAUCACAGAGACGUGGUUCCUUGGCAACAGCCUCUGCAAGGUGAUCCCUUAUUUGCAGACUGUGUCAGUCUCUGUUUCUGUACUAACCCUUAGCUGCAUUGCGCUGGAUCGAUGGUAUGCAAUUUGUCACCCACUGAUGUUCAAAAGCACAGCCAAGCGGGCCAGGAACAGCAUCAUUGUUAUCUGGAUUGUGUCCUCUCUUAUCAUGAUCCCCCAGGCAAUUGUUAUGGAGUGCAGCAGCAUGUUUCCGGGAUUAGCUAACAAGACUGUCUUAUUCACUGUCUGUGAUGAGCAUUGGGGAGCUGAAUUCUUCCCCAAAAUGUAUCAUAUUUGUUUCUUCCUGAUAACUUAUCUGGCCCCGCUGUGUCUUAUGGUGCUGGCCUACUUACAGAUAUUUCAAAAGUUGUGGUGUCAACAGAUUCCAGGAACGUCAUCUGGAGUUCAGAGGAAAUGGAAGCCUCUGCAAUCAACAGCACAAAUCCGGGGACUGGGGCCACCAGCACAUUUGAGGAUUAGUGCGGCGGCAGCUGAAAUCAAACAGAUUAAAACCAGGAGGAAAACAGCACGGAUGCUCAUGGUGGUUCUUUUGGUUUUUGCCUUCUGCUAUCUCCCCAUUAGCAUUCUCAACAUCUUGAAAAGAGUUUUUGGGAUGUUCAACAAUGCUGAAGAUCGAGAAACUGUAUAUGCUUGGUUUACUUUCUCCCACUGGCUUGUAUAUGCAAAUAGUGCAGCAAACCCAAUUAUUUAUAACUUUCUUAGUGGAAAAUUUCGGGAAGAAUUCAAAGCUGCUUUUUCUUGCUGCUGCUUUGGCGUUGGCCAUCACCACAAUGCCCCACCCAGAGGAAGGACAAGCAUGGAAAGUCGGAAAUCCUUGACGACCCAGACCAGCAAUUUUGACCAUGCCGCAAAGCUCUCAGAACAUGUUGCCUUGACCAGUAUAGGCUCACUGCCCCCAAACAGCACCGGAUCUGUUCAGAGCUGA